Molecule: messenger RNA, 624 nt
Organism: Rotaria sordida
Lineage: Eukaryota; Metazoa; Rotifera; Eurotatoria; Philodinida; Philodinidae
Source: the annotation of a GenBank genome assembly
AUGACUUAUUUUCUAAUUGGUGAUUCAAUUACAUUGACAUUAUUGAUUGUACUCAUAUUUAUCUUUGCUUAUUAUGUUUACAAUCUGCGUACAAACAAUAUAUUUCGUCGUCUUGGAAUACCUGGUCCAGCACCAAUUCCAAUACUCGGUGAAAUGUUUAAUGUCAUGCGAAAGGGAUUAUAUGCGAACGACGUCGAUCUUGUUCGAAAAUAUGGGAAAAUCAUUGGAAUCUUCGAUGGAACUACUCCACUUAUUCUUCUCUCUGAUCCAGAUCUUCUUCGAAACGUUCUAAUCAAAGAUUGUAAUGUGUUUAUUAAUCGACGAAACAUGGAUGGUGUUACAGGUAUCAUGGAAUAUGGUCUUACAGGGUUAAGAGAUGAACAAUGGAAAAAUGCUCGAUCCAUCGUUUCACCAGUGUUCUCUACAACAAAACUCAAAGCAAUGUACGGUCUGAUGAAUGAAAUUAGUGAUACGUAUAACAAACGUCUUCUUGAAUAUGCUGAUAAACAAGAUAACGCUCGUCGUUACGACUCGCUUGACCCUCGACUGAACUCUUUCUAUUCAUCUUGGGAAUUAUUGUCAAAUAAUUCGCCGAUGUAUGCGAUGCUACUGAUGCUACAAUAA